Messenger RNA from Paraglomus brasilianum, 996 nucleotides. NCBI's taxonomy places the organism in Eukaryota, Fungi, Glomeromycota, Glomeromycetes, Paraglomerales, Paraglomeraceae. The record is from the annotation of a GenBank genome assembly.
AUGAUAUCAUCAUUAACCUCUCUCUUCUCCUCGUCGCCAGACUUGACUUACGGUCGUGCUUCACUACCCUACAGCAAAUAUGAACUCGCCUUCCGCUCUGCCCCAUAUCACCACACAGAACAUAUCGUUCCUUUCCCCACUCGUCCAACGUAUCCAAACGCCGAUCAUUUUAUCUAUUAUCAAAUCUGGUCACUUUUAAAUGUCAAACAACGAAACGUUGAUGUCAUGUUUGUGCAUGGCUUGGGUGGUUACGGAGGUCACUUCUCGCAGCAUAUUGACUCGGUGUUGAGAGAAGGAUUCAGAGUCAUCGCACUUGAUUUGCCUUCAUUCGGUCGAUCAUCAGGAAAACACGCCUAUAUCAACGACUGGAAAGAACUAACAGAAGCCGUACGCUGUGUUAUCGAUCAUUUGAAAAAGGAAAACGAAAACUAUACGGAAACCAAUCUCUCGUCAAAAGAACCUACUCUUUCGUCCGAUUCGCGUCCCAAUCCUCGCAAACUGGUUCUUUGCGGCGAGUCUCUCGGCGGAUUCAUAACUCUAUGUUAUUCUAUCCUCUACCCAUCCACUAUCGAUGCAAUACACCUAUUCAGUCCGCUAGUCUUUGUCUCUGAAACUUCACGUCCAAGCAACUCAUCGAACAUGUCGCAAAUGUGGUUGCAAAGUCGCCACUUGGAUCCGAUGACAUAUAGCGGUGGACUCCGGGGUAGCACGGGUAUUACACUUCUCCACGGCAUACUCUGGCUCGAGGCCAAUCUGCAAGAGGUCUCGCAUGCGUUUCUUGUGCAGCACGGAACAUCUGACAGAGUAUGUGCCGUUGAAGGAAGUCAAUUGCUUUAUGAAAAAGCCAGAACGCCGAUAAAGAGCAAGAAACUUGUAUUGUACGAUGGACUUGAGCAUGAAUUGUUGCGAGGGGAGGGUCGUGAUAAAAUUAUAGAGGACUGGGUGGCUUGGUUGAUUGAAAUUGAUGAGAAUGAAGAAAGCGGGGAGAGUAAAUAG